AUGACAGCGCCACGUCGUUUACGCAAGGAAUUAACAGAUCUACAACAAUGUCAAUUGAAAUCCUUUCGUGAAAUUGCCACCGAUGAUGACAACCUCUUGCGAUGGACCGGCUUGAUUGUACCCGAAAAUGCACCCUACAACAAGGGAGCUUUUCGCAUUGAGAUCAAUUUUCCGGCCGAGUACCCCUUUAAGCCACCAAAGAUUAAUUUCAAAACAAAAAUCUACCACCCGAACAUCGAUGAAAAGGGUCAGGUGUGUUUGCCCAUAAUUAGCACGGAAAAUUGGAAACCUGCCACACGAACAGAUCAAGUUAUACAGGCGCUGAUAGCUCUGAUAAACGAUCCGGAACCGGAACAUCCAUUGCGUUCCGAUUUGGCGGAGGAGUUUCUGAGGGAUCGAAAGAAGUUCAUGAAGAAUGCUGAAGAUUUUACCCGCAAGAAUAGUGAAAAAAGGCCAGCCGAUUAGUAAGCGUUAGAUGACAGCUAGAACAAAAAAAAAAGAA
Messenger RNA from Musca vetustissima, 502 nucleotides. It is a transcript of the gene Ubc10, whose product is annotated as ubiquitin-conjugating enzyme E2-18 kDa. The record is from RefSeq and is a predicted model, not a curated record. The transcript has a single exon. The coding region runs from base 1 to 465 and encodes 154 amino acids. NCBI's taxonomy places the organism in Eukaryota, Metazoa, Arthropoda, Insecta, Diptera, Muscidae.